AUGCGAAUACUCACCUGGAAUGUGAAUGGAAUUCGCACCUUACCCCAAUAUUAUCCAUGGUCACAACUCAAGACGCUCGAGGCGAUCCUCGCCCAUCCCGAUAUCCGAUCCGACAUCUACUGUUUUCAAGAGAUGAAGAUAAUGCGCCCGCAAAUCGAUCGUGACAAAGCCCUUCCCGGGUCGUACGACUCCUUCAUCUCCCUCCCCACAGGCAAAGGCGGCUACAGCGGUGUAGCCAUCUACGUCGAUUCAAACAAAGCAAAACCUAUCAAAGCUGAAGAAGGUCUAUCUGGGUUGAUCCAGCCGAAUCCUCCCUUGUCGGAGGAAGAUCGUGUUUCCUCGACUUACCCUGCUGGGCACCUGAUGGAUUUCAUCCCGGACGAGGAUGACCGGCUACCCAGUGGAUUGCUGGAGCUUGACAAUGAGGGACGUGCUCUGAUACUAGACUUGGGUCUCUUCGUCUUGAUCAACGUAUACUGUCCAGCCGACACUGUGAAGGACCGCUUCUCGUACAAGUUCAACUUUCAUCGUCUCCUUCAGGAACGCGUCCGGCUACUUCAAGAGGAGAACUGUGAGGUUAUCAUCGUUGGAGACUUGAACAUGUGCGCUUCUAGGAUGGAUGAUGGAGAGCCGGUUCCGGAGAGCAAGAAGCGGAAUUGGAACGAGGAGCCGUGGGACUGGCUCAAGAAGUGGGUUCAACCUAAUGGGAGGCUGGUCGACGUCACCCGGCGCUUCCACCCAGAUCGAACCAAGAUGUACACAUUUUGGGAGUCGAAGAAGGAUGGAAGGACCGCUAACUUUGGUUUACGUCUGGAUUAUAUUCUCUGCACAGAAGGCUUGCUACCCUGGCUAAAGGGCUCCGAUAUCUUACCUCAAGUGCUCGGUUCCGACCAUUGCCCGGUUUAUGUCGACUUGCACGAUGAGAUAAUUCUCGAAGACGGCACCAAGAAAUGCUUGCGAGACGAAAUGAAGCAGACUGAGAUCACACCAUGGCCGCGCUUUGCGACGCGCUUUUGGCCGGAGCUUUCGGGGAAACAGACUAAGAUCUCGAGCUUUUUUGUCACAAAACCUGCUGAUGGAGAUCGGCCACCGAAGAAGAUGCGAGCAAGGUAGCAUUGAA
Molecule: messenger RNA, 1120 nt
Organism: Dacryopinax primogenitus
Lineage: Eukaryota; Fungi; Basidiomycota; Dacrymycetes; Dacrymycetales; Dacrymycetaceae
Product: DNase I-like protein
Exons: 5
Coding region: 1-1113 (370 amino acids)
Biological process (GO): base-excision repair
Cellular component (GO): nucleus
Molecular function (GO): DNA-(apurinic or apyrimidinic site) endonuclease activity; double-stranded DNA 3'-5' DNA exonuclease activity; phosphoric diester hydrolase activity
Source: RefSeq, a predicted model, not a curated record